Molecule: messenger RNA, 654 nt
Organism: Fukomys damarensis (Damara mole-rat)
Lineage: Eukaryota; Metazoa; Chordata; Mammalia; Rodentia; Bathyergidae
Product: zinc finger protein 844-like
Exons: 3
Coding region: 1-654 (217 amino acids)
Biological process (GO): negative regulation of transcription by RNA polymerase II
Molecular function (GO): DNA-binding transcription repressor activity, RNA polymerase II-specific
Source: RefSeq, a predicted model, not a curated record
AUGGAGUUAAUGACCUUUGAGGAUGUGACUGUGAACUUCACCCAGGAUGAGUGGGCUUUACUAGAUCCUUCCCAGAAGAAUCUCUACAAAGCUGUGAUGCAGAAAAACUGCAGGAACCCAGUCUCUGUAGAAGCCUGUGAAGAGUGUGAGAAAGGCAGUCUGUGUAGAAAGAUCUUCAGACCUUUAUAUCUUCAGCCUCCAGAUCAGACUUUAAAUUUAAGAAACAACUACAUUCAUGUGGAAGCCAUGUGUGUAAGGAAGUCCUCAUUGGCCAUUCAUUCCAAAACGCACCCCUCAGACUUUACAGUGGGCACAAACUAUAAGAAUCAGGAUCAUGUAGAGAAGCCAUAUGAAAUUCACACUGAAGAGGAACCUUAUGCAUUUUAUGGAAGAAUGCACAGUGGAGAAGAUCCUUAUGAAUGUAAAGAGUGUGGGAAGGCCUUCAUGUCCUCAAAUGCUCUUCAGGUACAUGAAAGAAUUUACACUGGUGAGAAGCCCUGUGUUUGCCAGGAAUGUGGAAAAAUAUUCUCAUGGUUUACUUCCUUUCAACUGCAUGGAAGAAUUCAUACUGGAGAGAAACCAUAUGAAUGUAGUGAAUGUAAAAGGUCCUUCACAGCCUUCAAUAGCUUUCAAAAGCAAAAGAUUUCACAGUAA